AUGUAUGCUUUGCCUGUAUGGCUCUACAAUCUGGGUUAUACUUUGAUUCUUUUUAUUGCAGGAUUGACUGCAUCUCCAGCAGGGAGAGAAACAGUGGAAGACACAGAAAAAAUGCUCAAGAGACUUCUGGAAAAUAUUGGUGAUGGAAAACUGGCAGCCAUCAUGGAAAAUGAUAGAAGUUUCAAAGAAUUGUCAAAAUACAAGACCCAAACCAAACUAAUAGCUAAAGAGCUGGGCUUGACUGUAAAUGAGAAAGAACUGCAGGACGAACUUCAGAAAUAUUUGUUCCUUUGUUACAACCGCCUCUCAGUCGAGACUGAUUUUGGGAAUUUUGACAGUAGAGAGGAAGUGAAAACUUGCCAGGAUCUGAAAGGGGAUGUUUUGGAAGCAUUCCAAAUAUUUUUGCAAGACGCAAAGCCAAUCGAGCCUGAUAGAAAUAUCUACAUAGAAGCGCUGAAGCUUCACUGCAGUGUUCUCUGUGAAGCGCUGAGUGCUGUGGGAGAUGGUUCCGUGGAAUUUGCUUUCAGAGUUCUCCAAGAUCUUUUGAACAGAUCGCAUCCAGGGAGUUUUGAAAAAGCAGCAGAGUUAAAUUUGGCACACCAGAAAGUGAAAAGUCUGACAGAACAUUUUGCCCUGAGGACAAAAGAGGAGAAGGAAGAUGACAAGAUGGCCGUCAAGACAGUAGCCAGAGAAAUACUACAGGGAAUUGAUUGGGACUCCAGGGAGCAAGGAAAGCAGCCAUUUGUCUUAGUGUUAGUGAAAACAAGGGUAGUUGCACAGCAAAUGACAGAGGCUCUUAAAGAAAUGGAGGAAUUGAAAGAACGCGGUAUUUGUCCAGUUUGCAUAGUGGGCCAUGGUGGUGGUUCCUCUGAUGGUGGUGGAAUGACCAUCAAAAAGCAGAGUAGGGCCCUGGAAGGCAUUAGGAAUUACGAGUACCAGGUGGUAGUUGCCACCUCUGUUGCUGAAGAAGGGGUAGAUUUUCCUGAAUGUGAACUCGUGAUUCAUAUGAAUCCUCCUAGUUCAGUGACGGCGCUCGUACAGACACGUGGGCGCGCUCGCAAGCAAGGUGUUAGUCGGUUCAUCGCUUUGUGCAGGGAACCAGGUCAGAAAGACAAGAUCGAGCUGCUUCAGAAGAAAGAGGAAAACAUGUACAAGGCUGCGAAGAAGAUAAUUGACACAUAUUAGCAGACACAAAGACUAAAAGCUUUUCAUAUUUUUUUUAGUUGCUUGACUAUCAAAUCUGAAAAAAAAAGACAAAGUGUUUUUACACCUACUAGGGGGAAGGGGGUAUAUGCAUGUCUGCUCAUUAGACGGUGACCAGUCUACAUGUAUACUACAUGUACAGUGCUCAAGAUCAUAAAAUGCACUAAUACAGAAAUUAACUGAAUUGUGAAAUUUAAUUCAGAUCACCAUACACAGACCUGACAGAAAUGGCAAAUAUGGUUCACUAUUUACAAAAAUAUUUUUUUAAUGAAAAGAAGAAUACAUAAUUAUUUAAUCUCUUAUAUUCUGCGUAUUUGUAGCUUCUCUUUUGAUGUGAAACAAGAUAAUUUGUUAAAUAUGAUGAUCAGGUAGCAUAAGGGUUUUUGAUUCCUUAUGAACAAGUAUAUCAGUUACAGUAGUAUAUUCAGUUAUUUUCUGGUCAAACAAUUGCAAGUACUUGUACUAGCAUGAAAGGCCACAAAAGUCCCAGAAGAAAACCAUUUUCCCAAUUAUGAUCAUUCAAGAGGGUUUCUUUAAAUGAAAAAUGGUAUUCUGGUGUUAUGCACAGAGACUGUCUGAUAAACAAUUAAUUUUUUUAGAUUCAAAAAUUGAGUGAAUUCAAUACCAAAUAAUGGAUUCAAUACUUCAUUAUGUGAUUUUUAGAGUAAAUGUGAUGGUCAUUAUUGCGAAGUUAUAAAUGUAUAUUUGAAUAUACUUUGCUGCAGUGUCUUUGUGUAACUUAAGAAAUUGUUUUGCUUAAUAUAUGUUGUAUGCAGUAAAUUUGUGCAUAUUAAAUA
Molecule: messenger RNA, 2000 nt
Organism: Lingula anatina
Lineage: Eukaryota; Metazoa; Brachiopoda; Lingulata; Lingulida; Lingulidae
Product: dicer-like protein 1
Source: RefSeq, a predicted model, not a curated record